CACAAUAAUAUUGGAGCAGGUAGAGGAGCAUCCCCUUAUAAUUAUUAUUAUCUGCUCCAAUGUAGUUGCUAGUAUAGGACGUUUGUGUGGAGAAGAAGCACAUAGCUAGCUAGCUGCUUUCGUAAUAGCGAUGGCGGAGGGGAUCGCAUUCGAUUUGGUCAAAGGAGUGCUCGGCAAGCUGGGCUCCGCUCUCUGGCACGAAAUCGGACUGCUGCGGAGCUUCAAGGACGACGCGGACGAUCUCAGAAGCAACUUCUCGACGAUCCAAGCGGUGCUUCUCGACGCCGAGGAGCGAAGCAGCGCUGGGAAGGAGAGCCACGCUCUGCGCGACUGGCUGCGCAAACUGAAGGAUGCCGCCUACGACGCCGACGACCUGCUGGACGAGAUCCGAACGCAAGCAACCCUACGGCAACAGCAGUAUCCCGAGGUGCAGAAUCAAAACCAGCCAGCUGAAAAGGUACGUGGAUUUCUGUCCCGCGCUAAUCCGAUGCAUCUGAAGUUUAAGCGCAAGAUGGCACACAGGAUGAAAGAGCUCAGAGAAAAGAUCGGUAAGAUCGCGAAACAGAGGCAUGAUUUCGGUCUUGCCGAAGCUGGCCCUGGUCGGCAGGCUGAGUUCAAGCACCCGGAGACAUUCUCGGUCGUCGACAAAAAGAAAGUAGUCGGGAGAGAUGGUGAUAAAGAGAAAAUUGUGAAGCUACUGCUAGAGAAUAACAGCGAUCACGACGUGUCGGUCAUUUCGAUCGUGGGAUUGGGGGGUUUGGGGAAGACGACGCUCGCUCAGCUGGCCUUCGACGACGGGCGGGUUACGGGCCAGCAGCGCUUCGAUCUACGGGUGUGGGUCUGCGUGUCUACCGAUUUCCACAUGAAGACGAUUGCAAAGCCGGUAAUAUCUGCAGCGGAAGAGAAUUGUGCUCUUGAUAACUCGGAUGAUGUCGCCAGUUGCCUUGUCAGGAUCUUUAGCCAGAAGAGAUUUUUGGUGGUACUGGACGAUGUAUGGAACGAAGAUCAGGAAAAGUGGGAGAAAUUGAAGGUCUUAUUUAAGGACGGCAAGAAGGGAAGUAAAAUUUUAGUGACCACACGGAGCAAGAAGGUUGCCACGAUAAUGAAAACAGUCGAACCACACCAUGUGAAAGUCUUAUCAGAUGAUGAUUGUUGGACAUUGUUCAAAAGACGGGCAUUUGACGAAGGGGAAGAGAACGACUAUCUGAGCUUGCUCGAAAUCGGAAAGCAGAUAGCUAGGAAGUGCGGCGGUGUGCCUUUAGCAGCAAAUGCUUUAGGAAGUAUGAUGCGCUUUAAGAGCAGGACGGAGGAUGCAUGGUCCGCUAUUAGAGAUAGCGAAAUAUGGAGGUUGGAAGAAGAAGGAACUAUUUUACCAUCAUUGAAAUUGAGCUACAUUCAGAUGCCGUCGGCUUUGAAGCAGUGUUUCGCUUACUGCUCCAUAUUCCCCAAAGACUACGCAAUUAACAAAGAUGACUUGAUCCGGCAAUGGAUUGCUUUAGGCUUCAUUUCGUUGCAUGAAACAUGGACUUCGAUGGAAGAUAUUGGGAAUGAGUUCUUUAACGAUCUAGUAUGGAUGUCUUUCCUUCAAGACGUGGAGGAAAAUUAUAGAAAGGUUACCACCUGCCGGAUGCAUGAUUUAGUGCACGACCUCGCGCAAUCUGUAGCAAGAGAAGAAGUUGCUGUUAUAGUUGGAGAAGAGUCAACAUGGAUCCCGGAAGGUUGCCGCUAUGUCUCGAUAUACAGUCAUUUCACGCCGCAGGUUUCAAUUACCGUAAUGCGGAGGUUGCGAGCUCUUCAAUUUAUGGGAUCUGGUUCACAUAUUAUGGCUUUUUAUAGUGAGGCAAAAUGCUUACGCCUGUUGGAUUUACAAGGUUCCGAAAUUUCUAUGCUGCCAAGCUCAAUCGGUAAGUUGAAGCUCUUAAGAUACCUUGACCUUUCGGAGACCAGAAUACAAGAAUUGCCUGAAUCAAUUACCAGCCUCUGCAACUUGCAAACCUUGAAUCUUUCAGGCUGUUGCGAGAUCCGUACAUUACCCAAAUCUUUAGGAAGGCUCGCGAAUUUGCGGAUUUUAGAUUUAAGAGAUUGCCAAUCUCUGACAAUACCUGACUCCAUUAGCAACCUUCAGAAUUUGUACGCUCUAAAUUUGAGUUCGUGCGAAAAGGUGAUAUCACUUGCACCUAUAUGUCACCUCAAAAACCUGCAUUACCUAAACCUAUCAGGUCUAAAUUCUUUGGUGACAUUACCUGAAUCCAUUGGGAACCUUCAAAACUUGCGUAUUCUGAACGUUUCUGAGUGCUAUCAUCUAUUAUCAUUACCCUCAUCGUCAAGUGAUCUUCAGCAUUUAGAGAAACUAGACAUUAGUGGUUGUAAAAAAUUAUGCGAGCUGCCUAAAAUGAUCCAAAAGUUGACCAAACUAAAAGAAUUGUUAAACUCCGAUUGCUUGGAAUUGAAGGGCAUGCCCCGAGGGAUCGGCAAGUUAGUUAGCUUGCGGGAAUUGUCCCUUUUUGUCAUCGGCAAGCAAGACUGUGUCGAACAUUGUGCUAGCAUUUCUGAGCUAAAGCACUUGAAGCUUGUCGGCAAGCUGGAGAUCAAGGGUCUCGAAAAUGUAACGAGUCCAGUUGAUACCAAGGCUGCAAAUUUGAUAGAGAAGAACCUGCGGUAUUUGAAGUUGCAAUGGAACAUUUUAAGUGCGGAAGAAGGCAUGGAUACUGUACUACCGGCGGAAGAGAUCGAUACCGUGCUAGAAAAUCUUCGACCACAUCAAAAGCUAGAGAAUUUGAAAAUAGAAGGCUAUGCCGGCGGGAAGUUUCCUAGCUGGAUGAUGAAUAGGAUUGGCCCGUGCCUCCCAAAUCUCGUUCAAAUUGAACUUAUGAAUAUGCCCAGGUGCAGCUCACUCCCGUCGCUGGGGCAACUUCCUUUUCUUAAAAAACUAAUUAUACGAAAUAUGCCCGCAAUAACAAAUUUGGGCAUAGAUAAGUUCCCUGCACUGACGAGCCUUGAAUUGUCCUCCAUGCCAAUGCUGCGAGAAUGGGUGACGGUAUUGACGGUGGAUGACAAAAAAGGCAGGCGAGAGCGAGUUUCCAUUUUUCCGUGCCUCACUUUUUUGAGGUUAUAUGAAUGUCCUCAAUUAAGGCCGGAGCCUUGCCUCCCACCAUCGGUUGAAUCUCUAGCCAUUUACAGAACAAGCAAGGAGAAUCUUUCGUUAAUUCUUGAAUGCGCAACGGUGGAUAGCGUGACGCCACUUGUUGAUGGCGAUGCCAUAUCACUCCAACUACCAAAAAAGGGGCUGCGGCAUGUAAUGAUACGAGAAUGUCAGCAGCUAAUUUGUUUGCCCGAGAGCUUGCGGGGUCUCACGUCCCUCCAGUGGCUGACAAUAUGGGAUUGCAAAGAUCUUGAGAGAAUUGAAGAUUGGCUCGGAGAGCUCACCGAGCUGCAGUCCUUUGAGAUCUCGGGGUGCAGCAGUCUCCGUUACUUGCCUGCCCACAAGAUGACCGCACUUAAGAAGUUAAGUAUUUUUGAAUGCCCACUAUUGUUCAAUGCAGCCGGACAAUUUGUCGACACCAGCGUUGAUCACAUAGAAUUUGUCCGUGUUAAUUUGAGGAAAUACAAAUACAAAAAACAAGUGAGCAGCUCACCAUAGGAGGAGAAGAAGAGUUGGAAGAGUUGUUGGAGCGAAUCAAAUUGGUUUGGGAGCAGAACCUGAGUAUAUCUAUCUGUUAUUUGGAGGUUGGUGCUGUUUAGCUUGCGGAGGAGGAUUGUUGUGUAAUGUCGUCGGUUGAUAUAAAUUUGUGUUUCUGUGAUAUGAAUUAAAUUUCUGAAUGUACUAUUUUGUAAUUUGGUUUGAUUGUUUGUACUUUUAUGGUGUUCUCUAUACAUGUUAUGAGUUUAAAAAAGAUUGGGCUUUUUUUGCAUUUA
Ananas comosus (pineapple) is the source of this 3915-nucleotide messenger RNA. RefSeq names its product putative disease resistance protein RGA3. Lineage: Eukaryota; Viridiplantae; Streptophyta; Magnoliopsida; Poales; Bromeliaceae. Gene Ontology annotation, biological process: defense response to other organism. The transcript is spliced from 4 exons. The record is from RefSeq and is a predicted model, not a curated record. Gene Ontology annotation, molecular function: ADP binding; protein binding. The coding region runs from base 131 to 3640 and encodes 1169 amino acids.